GUUAAUAAAAGACACGCCGCUUCCUCUCGUCACUUGGUGAAUUCAGUCUGUAAGCUCCACCUGCGAGGUAUUGUUCAGAGGUAGACCUAUAUAAAGGUUGGCUAUCCAUCAAAUCGUCAGUCAGUCAGUCAGUCAGUCAGUCAGUCAGCGUGCCGGCUUUGGAGACCGUUCUCGUGCUCACUCUCUCUCCGUUUCACCGUAAACUGAAUAUGCAAGACCCGGCCUUAAUGGGUGAUGACGGUGCACUUGGAAUGCAAGAUCAGCAAGAAGGAAAUAAACGACCAGCUGAUGAGGAGAUUGGUAAUUCACAAUCUAGCAAAAGAACUAAAGGUGGCGGUGAUGGCCCUAAAGUGGAUUUGCGUAUCUUGUUACAGAGUAAGAAUGCAGGGGCCAUCAUUGGCAAAGGAGGUAAUAAUAUACAUAGAUUGAGAACUCAGUACAAUGCAACAGUCACAGUGCCCGACUGCAGCGGGCCCGAGCGAAUCCUGACUGUAACUACCAAUCAGGAGACCGCUUUGUCCUGUUUGCUUGAUGUGAUUCCAGUCUUGGAAGAGUAUCAGCAAUACAAAGAUUUGGAUUUUGAUUGUGAAAUGCGCAUGCUGGUCCACCAAAGCCAAGCAGGAGCAAUUAUUGGCAGAGCUGGAUUCAAGAUCAAAGAACUGAGAGAGCAAACUGGUGCAAAUAUCAAGGUCUAUUCUGAAGUGUGUCCCAACUCUACAGAGAGGGUGGUACAGAUGAAUGGAAGUCCCGAGGUAGUUAUCAACUGUAUGCGCAUGAUUCUGGAUGUCUUAAAUCAGACACCAAUCAAAGGACCAGUUCAGUUAUAUGAUCCCUACUGCCAUGACCCAUACCUUGACUAUGGCGGCUAUGGAUAUGGUGAUGAGUUUGGACGACGUGGUGGUGGAGGCCGCGGAGGAAGAGGAGGACCACGUGGUGGACCUCAACGUUUUUCACCACCCAUGCGAGGAGGCCAAAGAGGAGGAAUGAGAGGACGAGGUGGUCUUGGUGGUGGCGGCGGAGGUUUCCGUGGAAAUUCCCGUGGAAGUCCCAGAGGAGGCAAUAGUAUGCCCUUCCGUGGUGGACGUGGUCGUGGAGGCGGACGUGGUGGUGGACGAGGAGGUUAUAACUACAGAGACGACUACGAGUCUGGUCAAGGAGGUUAUGGUGGCGGUAACCAAGGCUACGCCCAAGAUUCAAUGGGUGGAGGUGGUUAUGGUGGUGGACAGGGAUACGAUUCUGGAAUGGACCAGCAGUAUAACACAAGUCAGUUUACAACCACACAGGUGACAAUCCCUAAAGAUUUGGCUGGAUCUAUCAUUGGCAAGGGUGGUUCUCGUAUUGGACAGAUUCGUGAAGAUUCUGGUGCCUUGAUUAAGAUUGAUGAGCCUCUUCCUGGUUCUAAUGAUCGUAUUAUUACCAUCAAAGGUACACCGGAGCAGAUACAGAAUGCCCAGUACCUCCUUCAAAAUAGGGUGCGAGCCAGCCAAUCAUACCAACAACAGUCAUUUGGUCAGGACAUGUAAAGCAACCAGUUGAACGAGGUUCUGUAGGAAGCCAGUGUGCGAUCACAUUCAGGGAAGCUGUUUUAAUGAAGAAAGCAAGGCAUCGUUGCUGGACCUCUCAACUGCCAUGUUAUUCCCCAGUUUGACCACAGCUUCAUUCAAAACAAUGCUGUUGAUAAAUUCUGCAUAUUUCAAAAGUAUCACUUGAUCCAGACAGAGCAACUCUUUGUUUUAAAUACUUCUUCGAAACUGCUCCUUAACCAAAUAUUAAAUUGUAGCUUUGCUGUACUGCCCUUAAUUUGAAACGGCAUGUGGUCAACAAAAUUAUGCUGCAGUCCAUUGUUGCUGAUAAUCGUCUAUGUUAUUUCUGUCUUUUGUAUUCAGAGGUUUUCAACAAAUUUUGUUAUUGUUCAAUUAUUGUUGCAUCACUAAGUUAGAUUUAUUUAGUGGUUAAGUCAUUCAUAUACUUAACAUGACUAUCAAUAUCUACUCGAUAUUAAGUGUAGUUUAGAUUUUCACAUAUAACUAUUCAGUCAAUUUAAUCUAACUAGGUGGGGGUCUUGUUUUGGAGAUGGUAUUUUCCAAUAAGCUGAUGUUAUUUCUUUUAAUUUUUUCAUACAAAGAGGGUAGAAUAAAAGGUUGAUAAGCUGUAGGGUGAUAUUUAUUAGGCCAUAAAAAAAAAUAUCAAAAUGUCCCAUUCGGCUGUUUGUCCCCUGACCUUGUAGAGUUUGAAAAUGGCUUUAUUUACAAGGUUCUGUCACUAAGUACUUGAUUUCUACAGCUUAUCAAUGAUGCAUAAAUCAUGAAGUGGACCAAACAAAAUGUUCCUUUAAUAGUAGUGUAACUCUUUGAACAUUUUUGUUCUUAAUAACAUGUUUUUUUUCUGCGUUGUUUCAAUUCAGCGAUAUAAUGAAAAUUUAUUUUUGCAAUUUUUUUCCAAAUACUUCUAUCGGGCGUUAUUUUAUAUUAUGAUUGUUUUCCUAUGGAAGCGAGAAACAACAGACCCCAGAUAUGUUACUAUAGUGUUUUCUUAGCAAUUUUGAUCUAGUACACAGUUCUAUAUUACUAACUUGCUAUAUUAAUGCAUGACUGAGAUUAGAGGAUAGAGAGAAAUGGUAUCACAGGACUUGAAAAAAGAAAAAAAGAAAUUUUCCCCAAAAUGUGUUUUCCUGCUUCAUACCACUGAAGACUGAUUCCACCUUGUUAGAGCAUUUUUUAUGAACCCAAAAAAUGUACAUUAUUUCAUAAGGAGACAAAUAAAAGGAUUGAAAUUUUA
Saccoglossus kowalevskii is the source of this 2778-nucleotide messenger RNA. RefSeq names its product heterogeneous nuclear ribonucleoprotein K-like. The record is from RefSeq and is a predicted model, not a curated record. NCBI's taxonomy places the organism in Eukaryota, Metazoa, Hemichordata, Enteropneusta, Harrimaniidae. Gene Ontology annotation, molecular function: RNA binding.